Diabrotica virgifera virgifera (western corn rootworm) is the source of this 417-nucleotide messenger RNA. It is a transcript of the gene UQCR-Q, whose product is annotated as cytochrome b-c1 complex subunit 8. Gene Ontology annotation, biological process: mitochondrial electron transport, ubiquinol to cytochrome c. The record is from RefSeq and is a predicted model, not a curated record. The transcript has 3 exons. Bases 110 to 358 code for a protein of 82 amino acids. NCBI's taxonomy places the organism in Eukaryota, Metazoa, Arthropoda, Insecta, Coleoptera, Chrysomelidae.
GUUGACACAUGAUUGACACUGACGUUUAUUUAAAUCUAACUUCACAUCGGUCUGAGUGAAGAUUUUUGUCGGAGUUGUCUGCAGGUGAUUCUUUGUAAAACGGGUAACAAUGGGGCACGGAUUCGGUCAAUUGUACAAACUGCGAGGUAUUAUUACCUACAAAAUCUCCCACUUCGAACAAAAAGCCUUUACUGGAAUGAUAUCGCAUGGAGUUCCAAACACCAUCAGAAGAAUACUAGACCAGGUUCUCUACGUUGUGCCCCCACUUGGAAUUGGAUAUAUAGUGUAUGAUCAAGUUGAAAAGGAACACCACAGAUUGAUGUUGAAAAAUCCAGCUGAUUAUGAAAAUGAUAAGUGAAUAAAGUGAUAGUCUUCAAUUGUAGGUUAAGUUAACAGUAAAAAACUAUUAAAAUCCAA